CAACCCUGUCAACAGUUUGGAUUCUUACGUGUGCCACACUAUCCAGUUAUGGACAUCUGUGUUUGGAAAAUGUAGUGACCCUGACUUUCACUAUUCAGUAUUAAUUUUGUGAUUGCAGAGGAUGUGAUAUGCAUCCGACUGCUGGAGUCUGCUGGAGUCACCCCAUGGUCUGCUUGGGAGAGAACAGGACUUGUCUGCCACAGCCCAUUUAUGCACCUUAAAUCUACAUAGCCAGUAGCAACACUGCUUUGGAGGAAAAUGUACUGUACAAAAAGAAAGCGACUGCAGCUGAACAGAGUUCUAUUUCUCCUCUCUGGGGUUUUCCUUUGCACCCUAUACCAGCUGACCAUCAGUGCCAGACUGCAUGAACCAUUCCCCUUGCCUCAGAUUGGAGAGGAUUUUGGAGAGGGUUCAACAGAGGAGGUCGAGGAGGCAACUGAGGUGCUGGAGGAACCUGUUACUGCAAUUCAUGAAUUUGAGCCCACAGAUCAGACCACACCUGCCACGCAUGUGGUAAAUCAUCAGGAAACCACAUCAGAUUUGCAAGCAUCCACUCCAACUCCACUAUUGCCAACCAAAAAUCAGACAAUUGUGCACUGCAUCUAUGUGGUCCCAGAACCUCCCGAAGAGACACCCACACCUACACCAGCUCCAGCUCCUCCUCUAACUACCAUCACUCCAGCAUCUCCUGGUGAGGCUCCACAUGCCAAGGGUGAAUACCCUGAAGAUAUAUUUUCUGUAGAAGACCGCAGAAGAGGCUGGGUGACCCUCCACAUUUUUGGGAUGAUAUACAUGUUUAUCUCACUUGCAAUAGUGUGUGAUGAGUUCUUUGUUCCUGCACUGGGGGUGAUCACUGACAAGUUGGACAUCUCUGAUGAUGUGGCAGGAGCCACAUUCAUGGCAGCUGGAGGUUCUGCCCCUGAGCUUUUUACCUCAUUGAUAGGAGUUUUCAUUGCCCACAGCAAUGUGGGCAUUGGCACAAUAGUUGGCUCAGCAGUUUUCAACAUUUUGUUUGUUAUUGGAAUGUGUGCUCUGUUUUCUCGGGAGGUACUACAGCUGACCUGGUGGCCAAUUUUCAGAGAUGUGUCCUUCUACAUUGUGGGCCUCAUCUUACUCAUCAUCUUCUUUCUGGACAAUGUGAUAAUGUGGUGGGAGAGCAUAAUGCUGGUGGCCUGCUACACUCUGUAUGUGAUUUUCAUGAAGUUUAACAGGCAGAUAGAGCAUGCCUUCAAAACCCAGCUCCACAAACAUAAGAACAUCAUCAAAAUCACUGUGGAGGAGCCCGAAAAGACAAAUGAGGAUGAUGACGACAAUGCGCCUCCUGCUCCUGAGGACAAGAAUCGGUUAAAGUUGAAGCCGUCUCUUCAGCGAGGCGGAAGUUCAGCGUCUUUACACAACAGCACCAUGAGAACCACCAUCUUCCAACUCAUGAUUCACACGUUAGACCCACUUGGAGAAGGAAAAUUUAAGGAUAAGGCAGAGACUCUGAAUAAUGUGGCUAGACGAAAGGCAGAGAGAAAAACGGAAGACAAAGGCGAAGGUGGUGAAAAGCAAACCAAAAAGCCAGUUAAAGAUGCAGAGAUGAGGGAGCAGUCAGAGGACAGCAAGGAGGACGCAGCAGCAGGAGAGGAGGGAUCGGACGGGUCUGAAGACUCUGACAGUGAUGACAGUGGCAGCAAUGAAGACAGUGAUGAGUCCAGUGAAGAUGGUGAUGAUGAGCAGGAGGAGGAGGAGGAAGACGAGGAAGAAGAAGAAGAGCCCCUGUCUUUAGAGUGGCCUGACACGCGGCAAAAACAAGCCACCUACCUCUUCCUGCUGCCCAUAGUUUUCCCUCUGUGGCUCACAGUCCCUGACGUCCGCAACCAGAAAUCCAGAAAAUUCUUCGCGUUCACUUUUCUCGGCUCUAUUGUAUGGAUUGGUAUCUUCUCCUAUCUCAUGGUGUGGUGGGCCCAUCAGGUGGGCGAGACCAUCGGAAUCUCAGAGGAGAUUAUGGGCCUUACAAUCCUGGCAGCAGGCACGUCCAUUCCUGACCUCAUAACGAGUGUGAUCGUGGCACGUAAAGGCCUGGGGGACAUGGCUGUGUCCAGCUCUGUAGGCAGUAACAUCUUUGACAUCACUGUGGGUCUGCCAGUGCCAUGGCUCCUGUUCUCCAUGGGCCACGGUUUCGCUCCAGUGGCUGUCAGCAGCAAUGGGCUUUUCUGUGCCAUCGUGCUCCUCUUCCUCAUGCUCAUCUUUGUCAUCAUCUCCAUUGCGUUCUGUAAGUGGAAGAUGAAUAAGGUGCUGGGUUUCACCAUGUUCCUGCUCUACUUUAUCUUCCUGGUGCUCAGUGUGAUGCUGGAGGAUCGAAUCAUAACCUGCCCUGUUUCUAUCUGAACACAAGUGAGCGAGUCUCAUGAGCAAGAGUCUGGUUAUCUUCAGAAAACCACUGGAGUGACUUUGCACUGCUGCCUGUGAUGUUUGUCUCACUUGUGAGCAGCAGUAUACCGACUACAAUAUUUUAUUUUAUGUGUUACAUUUAUAUUUAGUACCAUUGGCAGGUUAUACAUUUUCUAUCACAACAGGAGAUUCAGAAUUUACUGUUCAAGGUAAUGUAGAGGUAGGGACAACCUUUUUCCCCACUGUUUACAAAACGGCAUCACAAUAAAAUCAGGAAUCUAGAACAUGUGCACAUUUUGAUUAAUGUAGGUUGCAUUUUGUAUAAAAAUUGAAUUAUUAUUAUUAAAUAACUUGCAACAACAACAUUCACUGUAUUGUUCUUUAACGUCUGUUUUGAUCAAAAGGUCAGGCAAGAGUGAAUCUACAUAGAAUAAAUGUGUUUAUUCAUAAAUGAAAACAAAGUAUAGAUCCAGCCA
Solea solea (common sole) is the source of this 2852-nucleotide messenger RNA. It is a transcript of the gene slc24a1, whose product is annotated as solute carrier family 24 member 1. The coding region runs from base 259 to 2373 and encodes 704 amino acids. Gene Ontology annotation, molecular function: calcium, potassium:sodium antiporter activity; calcium channel activity. NCBI's taxonomy places the organism in Eukaryota, Metazoa, Chordata, Actinopteri, Pleuronectiformes, Soleidae. Gene Ontology annotation, cellular component: membrane. Gene Ontology annotation, biological process: calcium ion transmembrane transport; intracellular calcium ion homeostasis; long-term synaptic potentiation. The record is from RefSeq and is a predicted model, not a curated record. The transcript is spliced from 10 exons.